CACGUGACGUAAGAACGCAUAGCUGAGCUUUUUAUGGGCCCAGAGGCAGGCGCGGUGCAUUGUGGUCCCAGUCGGCUGCUGUGCAGAAACAGAAACAAUCCUGCCGCUCCUCGUUAGUCUGUACACGACACUAUAAGCUGAUUUCCAGGUGACCUGCAGCUCCCCUAAAACCAGCCAUGUCAUCGACAUCCCAAAAGCAUAAGGACUUUGUGGCCGAGCCCAUGGGCGAGAAGACCGUGAUGGCUCUGGCAGGCAUCGGACAGGUCCUUGGCACAAGGCUGGAGGAGAAAGGUUUUGACAAGGCGUAUGUUGUCCUCGGCCAGUUUCUAGUGCUUAAGAAAGAUGAGGAGCUUUUCCGGGAUUGGCUGAAGGACACUUGCAUGGCAAAUUCCAAACAACAAAAUGACUGCUUUAGCUGUCUGAAAGAAUGGUGUGACGCCUUCCUAUAAACUGCUCACUCAUUGUUUUCUACUACUCUAGUUCAAACUGUAUAUUACCUCUUUCAUGAGCUCUAUUCAAUCCAAAUGCACAGCAGAUAUGAAUGGGCACGACACACUUAAGUUUAUGGAAGUUGGCUUGUUUUUAAAUUCGAAUGAGAAGUUUUGCCACAUUUCUGAAAAUCCUACAAACCCCUAAAAUAACUUUCAUGCGCUGCUCGUGGUCUUUGUCGUGUAGCUCUGGACUAGAAACCUGCAGACUGUUAAUUAUUAUUGGUAGUUAUCUCAUGUCAAAAUGUCUGCUAAUGAAGACUAAUCUUUCUUCUUCAAAUCUUGGCCUUUUUGCCCCACGUUUUUAAACUCGUUGGAAAGUUCAAAGCUGUCAUUUAAAAAAAAAAGGCGUGUUUCACAGUUUGAUAUGUUAAUCCACCAAUGUUUAAAGUAUUUCGCGAGCGGAUUGUCAGCUUGGAGUGUUUUGCAUUUGAUGUGAGACAAGAAAUAACCCUAAGAAUGCAAAUGAUACUAGACUUUGCAUAGAUGCAGAUAUACUUUUACAAUUAUAGUACAAACACUUUGCCAUUUUAACUGUUGAUCCUGCAACUAAAAUUGCUGGAAUUCUAAAAUUGCUGGAAUUCCCUUAUGGGGUCUGCUAAAAACUUGUUUAACCCUGUAGAUUGAAAUGUGUAUAAAUAAAAUGCCAAUGGCCAAACUCAUAA
This is a messenger RNA of Pleuronectes platessa (European plaice), 1153 nucleotides long. RefSeq names its product BAF nuclear assembly factor 1 (gene banf1). Bases 177 to 449 code for a protein of 90 amino acids. The transcript has 3 exons. NCBI's taxonomy places the organism in Eukaryota, Metazoa, Chordata, Actinopteri, Pleuronectiformes, Pleuronectidae. The record is from RefSeq and is a predicted model, not a curated record. Gene Ontology annotation, molecular function: DNA binding.